UCGAGCCCCGAGUGAUAGAUACGGGAGAGUGGGCGCCGGCGCUGGGAGUCUCCUGUCACACGUUUGGUGUGUCGGUCCCGUUAGCUGACGCUGGCCGCUUUGGAGUUCGCUUUGUCGGGCGCGGACUGCGAGGAUGUAGCUCGGCUCUUUAUGCUGCUGAACACGCGUUGCGGAUCGGAAUUUGUACUAUUUAUUUCUCAGCAGCCCCCACCCCCUCCCCUCUCUUUUCUCCUUUUGUAUUAUGGGGAAAGAGCAGGAACUUCUUGAAGCCGCUCGGAUUGGGAAUGUAGCUGUGGUGGAAAAAUUGCUAAGUGGCAAAAAGGGAUUAUUGGGAAGUGGAUCGGGCUCCAUCCCACUCUCCAGCCUUUUGAGGAAGCGGCUUCUGCAUUCCAAACUGUCACCCACAAGCAUUUGGCGGGGGCCCAACGUAAACUGUACAGAUACCUGUGGUUACACAGCCUUGCAUCAUGCAGCUCUGAACGGACACAAGGAUGUCGUUCUGAAGCUUCUUCAGUACGAGGCCUCCACCAAUGUUGCAGAUAACAAGGGCUGCUUUCCACUCCACUUGGCUGCUUGGAAGGGAGACAUGGACAUUGUAAAAAUUCUAAUCCAUCAUGGGCCUUCCCAUUCACGAGUAAAUGAGCAGGUGUCUCAGGGCCAGGUGCAUGACAUAUGCUACAGCAUCUAUCGUCAAGUAGUUCUGUCGAACAACGAGAAUGAAACCGCACUGCACUGUGCAGCGCAGUAUGGACACUCAGAAGUGGUUGCUGUUCUCUUAGAAGAAUUGACUGAUCCCACCAUAAGGAACAACAAGUUUGAAACACCCCUUGACUUGGCUGCUCUCUAUGGUCGUCUGCAAGUGGUCAAAAUGUUGAUAAAUGCACAUCCAAAUCUAAUGAGCUGUAAUACCAAAAAACAUACUCCUCUGCAUCUUGCUGCACGCAAUGGGCAUAAGGCCGUGGUUCAAGUCCUGCUUGACGCAGGCAUGGAAGUGAAUUGCCAGACUGAAAAGGGUAGUGCUCUUCAUGAAGCUGCCUUGUUCGGCAAGAUGGAUGUUGUCCGAAUUCUUCUAGAAGCAGGAAUUGAUGCUGGUAUUAAAGACGCACAAGACUGGACUGCAUUAGAUACUCUGAAGGACCAUCCAUCCCAGAAAUCACAACAAAUCACUGCUCUCAUACAAGAUUAUAUCGUGCAGAAGAUGAAUCUAAAGGGAGCAGAAGAACCAGGAAAGCAGUGUCCAGUUCCCACUCCUCAAUCUUCCAUUUCAUCACCAGCAGCCUCGCCUUCCCUUAUUGGCAGAGGUGAAGCACUACCUGGGGAGCUAUCAAAGCUUCUGCUGGAAAUCAGAGAGAGCCGCGACAAGGAUUUUGAUGAUUUGUGCCAAGCAAUUUCUUCAUGUUCAAUAGACAGUUUCACCAGUGUAAAGAUUUCUGAUGAUGACUCUGCAAAGUGUGAAAGCCAGCCUAAACAUUCCAAGCAACGAGACCAGCCAUCUCCUCCAAAAGGCACACCACAGACUGAUGAGGAAGAAGGAGAGAAAAGCUGUGGCCCAGCAGGACUAUGGGAAGCAUUCACUCCGUGUAAUGGCUGUCGACCCCUUGGCUUCCCUAUUUUAACACAGGAAUCAGAAACAAAGAAAGAUGACCAGACUCUGGACAUGAGGCUGUCUCCAUCAUUGGACAGUUUCCCCCCAGAAGAAGAGGACAAUCCUUAUGAAUUCCUGACUACUGCAGUCACAAAGAAACCUCGUUCAUUGGAAAUAUCCAGGGUAUCUUCAGGAAUAACAGAGGUUGCAACUCAAGUAACUAUAACUGCGCCAGGGUCUAAUCACCAGCGGAAAAAUACAGGCCCCACCCCAGACUGUUCACCACCAUCGCCCGAUACAGCUCUGAAGAACAUUGAGAAAGUUAUCCGACCACAGCCCAAGCAGAGAACUUCACUAAUUUCCUCACAAGAGGUAUACAGGCCAAGUCACGUGUACGAUCAGUCGGAGGUCAGUUCAUCUGCAGGCUAUGCCAGUGUGAAUACCACACCUCCUAUUAGCCCUGCCAACUAUUCCAUUGGAUCGAUGGAGGGCAGUGAUCUAACAGAGGAGAAUCUUUGCCAACGUGAAGCCUCAGCAGAAGAGGAACUCCAUGAUGGGCAUGUCCCUAAGCAGUUUGCAGGUUUAUUACAUGGCUCUUCCCCAGCUUGUGAAUCUCCAGAGAAUCCCUAUCAUCUGUACACCAAGACAAAUAAGGAGUUCACCAAUGACAGCACCUUGAGGAUCAAAGAGUCAACCCAGGAGCCAAAGUUAAUUAGAACAGAUUCACUUCAAUGUAGUGAUGAAACAAAUGAGUCACAAGUGCAGCAUAAUAACAGCGAUGUAUCAAUAUCAGACAAAGAAGCCAGAUCACAAGUUGUUUACAAGACCAUUUUCCAUACAAAAGUGAACCAUAAUGACAGUGACACUUUUGUCAGCACUAGAACUUUUCGGAAUGACGAUCACUGGGUAAGCAACACUGGAGAAAAGCUUGGCUUUGAAGACAGAGCUUGCACUUUAGGAAGGGUAAGAUCAGGAGGAAAGACUCUCCUUGAAUUACAGUUGGGCAGAAACAUUUCAAAGUCAGACUCCAAUCUUAUUACUUGCUCACCUAUCGAGGAAGAAUCAAGGAACACACGCUGUGAGUCUGUUUCAAACUACUUUAAGGAAAGCAAACAAUGCACGGGGAAAUGUUUGGAACGAACACCUUCCUUCACAGCUGAAUGGGAAGAGAUUGAUAAAAUCAUGAGCUCUAUUGGUGCUGGAAUCAAUACUGGCCUGAAAGGAAAGCAUGAUGAAGCUUCAGGACCCAGAGUUGUAUUUCAGACUGUGGGACGGUGGCUGGAGAGCAUAGGACUUCCCCAGUAUGAAAACCACCUGCUGGCAAAUGGAUUUGACAACAUCCAGUUCAUGGGAAGCAAUGUUGUGGAAGACCAGGAUUUGUUGGAGAUAGGCAUCCUUAACUCGUCGCACAGACAACGAAUUUUGCAAGCUGUUCGUGGGCUUCCUCGGGUGAAGGUUAUUGGAUAUGAUACAAACAGUCCAACAUCUGUGGCGGAUUGGUUAGAUUCUUUAGAAUUGAAUGAUUACAUCAAGACCUUUCUGGCAAAUGGUUAUACGUCAAUGGAUCUUGUGAAAAAGCUAUGGGAAAUUGAACUCAUUAAUGUAUUGAAAAUCAACCUUCUGGGUCAUAGAAAACGAAUUUUGGCAUCACUUGGAGACAGACUUCACGACGAGCCUCCUCAGAAGCCUCCACGAACCAUUACUCUGAGGGUCAGUUGUCCUGAAUCCAGCAAUGCCAUCUUGCAAGAUGAUGUAUAUAUCGUAUCUUGGAUGGACCCUGGGAACAACACUCCUCCUCAACUUUCCCCAUCCCUUAGCCAAAGCACUUACACUGGUGGCUCUCUUGAUAUCCCCUCUUCCCAUUUAAUGAUGCAAGGGGACGCAAGAAGGCGAAUCAAUGACAGCUACUUUGAGGAUAUGCCUAGGUCAAAACUGGAAAGACAAAUGGCUCAGCAGGCAGAAUGGAGUGAGCCUUCCAUUACUCUUCGGCCUCCGAAUGAAGCCACCUCAUCGACACCUGUGCAGUACUGGCAGCAUCAUCCCGAGAAACUAAUUUUUCAGUCCUGUGACUAUGAAGCAUAUUAUUUAGGUUCAAUGCUGGUCAAGGAAUUGCGAGGAACAGAAUCAACACAAGAUGCAUGUUCUAAGAUGCGGGCUUCAGAACAAAUGAAGAAGAUCCCUACAAUCGUACUUUCAAUCUCAUACAAAGGGGUAAAAUUCAUUGAUGCUACAAAUAAGAAUAUCAUCACAGAGCAUGAAAUUAGGAAUAUUUCUUGUGCUGCUCAGGACCCUGAAGAUCUUUCCACCUUUGCCUACAUCACUAAAGACUUAAAGUCGACUCACCACUAUUGUCAUGUAUUCAGUGCUUUUGAUGUGAAUUUAGCCUAUGAGAUCAUUUUAACUCUGGGACAAGCCUUUGAAGUGGCUUAUCAGUUGGCUCUGCAAGCCAGAAAAGGUGGCCAUGGCCCGCCAACAAUGCAAGACAGCCUUGAAAGCAAAGCUGGCAAACCCAUCCCAAAGCCUCGAGCAAGUAUCCGGAAAUCUGUGAUUGAUCAACCUCUUCUGGAACAAAAGACUCAUACUAAUGUACCAUGGAUUGUGGAACCAGUGCAAGAAUCAAAAAGGGGAAUGAAUACCAAGUAUGAGACCACAAUAUUCUAAGCCCCAUGUCUCAUUCUCCUCUGUCUGUGCCUUCGCACUCUUGAGCAAUCACUGCAAGCAGCACAUUUUGUCUCCUCUGGUGACCUCUGGCCCAGCGGAGAGGAAACUUGCACUCGCUGAGUGACCUUUAUACAGUUACUAUCAUCACUGCAUGAAGCUGCUUUUCUCCUUGACAUUCUUCCCACCGUAGCAACAGGAACAACACAGACACACGACAUCUAUCUUUAGGUUACUUACAAACUAAUCCAUCAGAAGGACUUAAAGUGAUGUUGUGUCAAGAUUUUUCUCCGUCUCAGUGUAACAUUUUUCUUCAAUCUUUUCCGGCUCAUCACAAAUUUAGAAGAUUUCAGUGAACUCUCUCUAACUCUGAAAUUCUCUUCUGUCCAUGUGAUCACUUCAAUGCUGCUAAAAGCUAACAAAAAGUCAAAAGCUUUUUUUUAUCCCUUUGGACUAACACUUUUUAACUAAAAGCUGCAGUUGCAAUUGCAGCCUUUGGGAUAAUUUUAAAAAAAUGGCUAAAGCUAAAAAUCUUUCAAUGACUGCUUUCAUUUUGAAAUGACUGCACUGUUUUGGUGGUUUACUAACUGCUUUAGGCAAUUGUUGUGAAUUUCACUAUUGUUUAAUGGAAAUUUCACAGCACAUUUAUUCAAUUCCUGCAGAAUUUCUAGCCCUUGUUUUAAAUUCAGAUCUGUGUUGAUGACAAUGUUGUGAUUUAUUUUUUUUAAGUGAUGUGGUACUGCAAAAUUUAGUAUGGGAAUAUUGUUAUUUCUUUUUACUGUAACCAGUAGUGAUUUUUAUGACAUCUUGCUCCUAAAAUGUGAAAGAAGAUUGUAUGUUAUGAAGUAAGAAACCAAUUAGGAGUUUUACACAGGUGAUGGUUUCCAGUCUUAUUUCUAAACUGUGUAUGAUUCAUGAUUACUUUUAAAAUAGCUUGUACAUCGGCAAUUGAGGAGUAAAAUACUGGUUUUUGAAAAUACUUUCACUGAGGGAGAAAAAUCCUUCAUUCCGAUGUAUCUUAUUGUGAUGUUGCUGAGGUUCCUUGUGGAAUGCAGGUGGUGUUAGUGUCUGAAACCCAACAGUGUGUUGCACUACAGGCGGAGGCAUACUGCAUGUUCACGCACAGCACUGGGCCGACAAGCGGUCCAGGUGGCAGUGCUGAAUGCAGAAGAGGUUGUCGUUCAGAUGAAAAAUAAUAACUCUCAAAAAAUAUGGUUUGCAUGCAUGGUUGUCGAAUUUAAAUGAAACCUGGCACAAUUUAAUCUAUUUUUGUUCUGUAGUAUAAAAGACAAAAUUUCAGGAAUAGUGACAUGCUCGGCAGUGUGAAGCGAUUUCCACUUCCGACAAAGACUAUGAUCUAUGACUGAUUUCUCUCAAAACAAAGCAACAGAUGUUUUUUUUUAAUAAACAUGUGAAACCACAAUCAACUGAUUUACUACCUGGAGCAAUCAAUGUUUGUUAAAUAUGAGAAUCAUCUUUCUUCUUUGUUUGCAAAAAAAAUGUAGCAGCACAUAACACGAUUCAGCUGCAUUGCCUAUUGAAAACCACAUUGAGCCAAAGUUGAACUGUGGUGUGCACGGGCAGAGUUACAAAUAAAUGGUUUAAUAACAGUUAUCUGACUCUAACUGUUCAAAAAAAAUUAUUGUGAAUCAAUUUAAUGUUUAUUUUAGAAUCCUUAUUGAACUUGUGUAAUAAUGGUCUUAAGUUGUUUCAAUGUUACAUUAUUUUUAUAUGAUAUAGAAACUAAGCUGGGCUUAAUGAUAAAAGUCACCCAGAUAUAACUUAAUGGAUGACUAUUAGAGCUUGGGGUGUAAUUGAUAAUCAAAUGUAUAUUGUAUGGUUGGACUGAAAUUUAGUUCAAUUCAGUGUUAAUCUUUUAAUACGGUAUUACAGUACUUGAACAAUGCGGUUUCCUUGUACAUAUUUUGCCUAUUCACUGUUGAUACAUGUAUGUAGUAAUUUGGCAGUUUAAAAAUAAACCCACUGUAAACAUGGUACCAAAAUGUAUGGGGAUAAAAUAGUGGCCUCGCUGCAACUAAUAAUUGUAUAUAUGCUUGGGCUUCCAGUUACAAAUUUUGUAAUUUUGUCAUUAUUUAUAUCCUGCAAAAGCACAUUAAAUAAACAGGAUGUAUA
Molecule: messenger RNA, 6376 nt
Organism: Hypanus sabinus (Atlantic stingray)
Lineage: Eukaryota; Metazoa; Chordata; Chondrichthyes; Myliobatiformes; Dasyatidae
Gene: anks1b
Product: ankyrin repeat and sterile alpha motif domain containing 1B
Exons: 28
Coding region: 242-4246 (1334 amino acids)
Cellular component (GO): cytosol
Molecular function (GO): protein binding
Source: RefSeq, a predicted model, not a curated record